CCCCCUCGGGUUGGGCCACUUGCCAGAGCGUCUGUAAACACGCCCGGAGCCUGUCAUGGGGCGGGAGGAGGAGGCGGUGGCCGAGCGGGGAGGUGCCUGGGGCAGCCUCCUGGGUCCGCUCUGCCAUUCCUGAACUGGUCCGGGUCCCGGUGACCGUGGCUUCAGGGAAGCGAACUGUUAGGCGAAGGAGGAGGCAGUCAGAGCCAUAUCCCCUUCUUCCCCGGGGCGGGGGCCGGGCCUGGCCCGCUGAGGAGGGGGAGGGCCGGGAGGGCGUCGGGCCGGGCCGGCCUGUCUGCAGAGAUGGAUGACAGCAAGGUGGUUGGAGGCAAAGUGAAGAAGCCUGGUAAACGAGGGCGGAAGCCAGCCAAAAUUGACUUGAAAGCGAAACUUGAGCGAAGUCGGCAGAGUGCAAGAGAAUGCCGGGCCAGGAAAAAGCUGAGGUACCAGUACUUGGAGGAGUUGGUAUCCAGUCGGGAAAGAGCUAUAUGUGCACUCCGAGAGGAACUGGAAAUGUACAAGCAAUGGUGCAUGGCAAUGGACCAAGGGAAAAUCCCUUCUGAAAUAAGGGCCCUACUCACUGGCGAGGAGCAGAGCAAGUCUCAGCAGAACGCAAGCAGGCAUCCCAAAGCUGGGAAGACAGACGCUAACACCAAUUCGUUGGUGGGGAAUUGAACCUGUGGCUUCAGAUACAGGUGAAGAUCAUAUAGGAUACUGUGAGUGAUCAAAGCCGAUGGUCUAAUGUCUAUGGAGGAUGAAUGGGCAGGACUUUGCUUUUUGGUUCCAUUUUCCGCUUACUGCUCAGUAAGCAUCUCUGUAAACCCAAAGUUUCUACCAGAAUGUGUGAUGAUACGUCGUGAAGGUCCUUGUGCAGCACUUAGAUUUGCUGACCUUCAGACCUGCUCUGCCUUGCUCUCCAUGUUGGUUAAGAAGUCAUGAUGCCAAGCUUGUGGGAGCAGAGGAAGUGGAUGGAAGCGCGCAUUUGCACCUUAGCCCUGUGGCUUUCAUGGUUCAUUUCUAUUUGUCCUUUGUAAUUUGUGGAUUUGUGUGUAUGUGUGUUUAGUUGUCACUUCUUUUCAUGUUUUUAAUCACCCUACAAAAAGACACCAAAUAGGCUAUUUGUUUCCUGUGGUUCUCAGUCUUUAUGGACCCAAUAUUACUCCUUUAUAUUUACUUGAGUAAUGUUUGAUUGUCUGUGAGCCAUUCCAGCAUAAGCUGUGAGUAUGUAUUAACAGAUAUAUGCACUUCUAUUUUUAUAACCCAUAGUGAUAUGCCUGUUUUAAAGAAUGUACAUAACAAAACCCAACACAAAGCCCCCGACAGCCUUUUUGCUGUUUCCUCUUACUGUAUUUAUGAAAGCUGGCUAGGGCCAAAUCCAUGUUUGGAGAAUAAUUAGCCACAGUUUAUUUUUAAGUGAAAAGUAACCUUUCAGUAGCACCCAUUACCUUAACCUGCAGUAUGUGUGACAUGGUUUCUGCUGGAUGUCUACAUGUACAUGCAUUUGCUUGUGCACUCAGCUGAGGCAUGGGGUUUUUCUGAAGAAUACAGAGUGAGCAUAGCUGCUGAGACUGAGGAUCUGCCUUGUGGUGUGGAGCACAGGCCACCCUGCUGGUGACGCUAUGGCUGCUGCUGUUGGCAGAAUACUUGGUUCUUCCCCGACAUGAGUGCCCUUAUGAAUGUGUUCUGAGCCAGAAAGAAGCCCACUGUGUGCUUGUAUCUGCUUUAGCCUGUGCCCCCACUGUGGUAGGGCAUCCCAAGCUGCAACCUGCACUGCAGCCUGGGGCCUGGCUGGUAUGUGAAAUGGCAUGUGGCUCUGUAUGAUUCCCAUCACAGCUGCAUUUGUAUGACAUGGAGUGUGGUUGAGAGGCAGAGUUUAUGGUAGGAGAGGUUCAGAGACAAGGAAUUUCUACUUCACUCGCUUCUCUCACUAGUUCAGUCAGAUGUAUUUUCUGUUGCUGCUAAUUAUGAUCGUUCCUCCCUCUGGUGAAGCAGGAACUUGACUUCCAGAAUAAGAAGGAUUUGCUACAGACUGGCAGUUGAAGAGGAGGUAUCAUAGGAUCAGGCACGUCCAACCUUUUGACGUUGUGACUUGAAGCCUGAGAAUUGAAUGUUUUAAGUGAGUUUACAGUUUUGUGCUGGGCCACAUUCCUAGCUAUCCUGAAGCAUAUGCAGCCUGCAAGCUGUGGUUCAGAUAUGCCUGGAAGGUUGUCUGUGAGGUGGAACAUGAGAUGGACUGUGGAGCUUGUGAUCUCUUGACAGGCAUUUGAACAGAUGCCUCCUGUUAGCUGAAGAUCCCUUGAGCACAGGCGUCAAACCCAGGUCUCCAUGUUAGAUGUGUGUGACGACCACAGAGCACUGGCCCAGCUUACUGGGGUUCUCUGUGUUUUAGAAAAAUGGGCAUUAGGGUAUUUAAUGUCUUCUUAGGACCAUAAGUGGAGACAAAGGAUUGUUGAUAUUCAGGCCCUGCAAAAUGUAAGUGUUUUCCAUGUAGUCUUCUGACUGUGAUGGGCAUGCUUCUCCUGGCUGGUCUACUCAGUCAGAGACUUUUACUCUGUAGAACAGCCAUGACUUUAUGUUGCUUUGUUGGCUACCUUUUUUGAAUUCUCCAGAAAAAAAAAAAUUAUUUUCAAAGCAAACAUUCCAGGAUGAAUGUGGCUCCUCAGUGGAAUGUCUGCAUUGUGCUUGAAGAUUCUGCAGGUUGUACUGUAGUUACAGGGUCAUCCCCAGGUUGUACUGUAGUUACAGGGUCAUCCCCAGGUUGUACUUGUAACUGCAGGGUCAUCCCCAAGUAGAAGAGAUGGACUUUGGAGUGAAUGUUGAUAACACUUUGAGUUUACUGUCGGCCUGUAUCUCUUUAGUGUUUUGGAGGUAUCAAACCAAGAUAAUGGCCCUCAGCAUUUGAAGGGGACCUGCUGGUUGCUUUGGGUACUGUGCUGGCCCUUCUCCUAAUCCGUGAUCUAAUCACAGGUCCUGGUUCCAACAGCUGCAGCAUCUCCUUUCCCACUUCCAUCCAGUGAGGCACUGCAGGCCAGCUGCAGUUCCUUCUCAGAUGAGAGCUAGCUGACAGGACAGAGCCCAAGGCCAUCCUCUAGGGCAGGAAGAGGCCAAAUGCCUGGGUCAACAGAGCCCAGUUCCUUUUUCUUUUUAUUUCAGAGAUUAAGGAGAAAAUAUAUUUGCAUAUUCACACCAAUCCAACUCUGCCACUUUAGCAUCCACUUCCCACAUACUGGAGCAACUGGUGCAAUAUGGAGUUGAUCUGGUCAGGUCAACUUUUAGGCCGUAGGUGAAGUUCUUAAUUUGUUUUCUGUCCUUAUCUAAAAUAUUCCUGUGAUGCCCAAAUCAGAGCUUUAGUGCAGCCGUCCCUGCCACUGCCUGCCUGUGGGCAGUGCUGAGCAUCGUCAUCUCUAAGUUUAUCAUCUUUGACCUGUAGUGGGUCUGCUUUGGCUGGUGAUAGAAAACACAGAUUUAAGCUGGACUUCACUUUUAGUUAAAGGCAAGUAAAAUCAACAAAAAUAAAUACUAUAUUUCACAGAAAUCAGCUGCAUGUUGUUAAAAUAUUAAAAUACAUAUUUUGUUUUUUAAAAGACGAGAGAUGAUUAAACCACAUGGUAUUUGGGGGCAAAUGAAGGAUUUUUUUCCUCAGAAGAGCAUUGUACAAUUAUAUUUUUAUGAAAAAUAAAAUAUCUUCACCAAAA
This is a messenger RNA of Mastomys coucha (southern multimammate mouse), 3692 nucleotides long. It is a transcript of the gene Crebl2, whose product is annotated as cAMP responsive element binding protein like 2. Lineage: Eukaryota; Metazoa; Chordata; Mammalia; Rodentia; Muridae. The transcript has 5 exons. The coding region runs from base 301 to 672 and encodes 123 amino acids. Gene Ontology annotation, biological process: regulation of DNA-templated transcription. The record is from RefSeq and is a predicted model, not a curated record. Gene Ontology annotation, molecular function: DNA-binding transcription factor activity. Gene Ontology annotation, cellular component: nucleus.